CCUAGGCUGUGCGACUUGGCGAUGAUCGGCGUACAGCUUCCGUGACCUGUAGCCGCGCGUCUGUGCCUGAGUCUGAGCUAGGCUGGGUGCGGGCACCUCCGCGGGGGAGCAGCCGGAGAGGGAGCCAUGGGGACAGUGCACGCCCGGAGUCUGGAGCCUCUUCCGUCGAGUGGGCCUGACUUCGGAGCUUUGGGAGAAGAAGCUGAGUUUGUGGAAGUUGAACCUGAGGCGAAACAGGAAAUUCUGGAAAACAAAGAUGUGGUGGUGCAGCAUGUUCAUUUUGAUGGACUUGGGCGGACUAAGGAUGACAUCAUCAUAUGUGAAAUUGGAGAUGUUUUUAAGGCUAAAAACCUCAUUGAGGUAAUGCGGAGAUCACAUGAAGCCCGUGAAAAACUGCUUCGCCUAGGAAUUUUUAGGCAAGUGGAUGUUUUGAUCGACACAUGUCAUGGUGAUGAUGCACUGCCAAAUGGAUUAGAUGUCACUUUUGAAGUGACAGAACUAAGGAGGCUGACGGGCAGUUACAACACCAUGGUUGGAAACAAUGAAGGCAGUAUGGUACUCGGCCUCAAGCUCCCCAAUCUCCUAGGACGUGCAGAAAAAGUGACUUUUCAGUUUUCUUAUGGAACCAAAGAAACUUCCUACGGCCUGUCAUUCUUCAAACCACAGCCUGGAAACUUCGAGAGAAAUUUCUCUGUAAACUUAUAUAAAGUUACUGGGCAGUUCCCAUGGAGCUCACUCCGGGAGACCGACAGAGGAGUGUCUGCCGAGUAUAGUUUUCCGAUCUGGAAGACCAGUCACACCGUCAAGUGGGAGGGUGUGUGGCGGGAACUGGGCUGCCUCUCAAGGACUGCAUCAUUUGCUGUGAGGAAGGAAAGUGGACACUCACUGAAGUCAUCUCUCUCGCAUGCCAUGGUCAUCGACUCUCGGAAUUCAUCUAUCUUGCCAAGAAGAGGGGCCUUGCUCAAAGUCAACCAGGAGCUGGCGGGCUACACUGGAGGGGAUGUGAGCUUUAUCAAGGAAGACUUUGAGCUUCAGCUGAAUAAGCCACUCAUGUUGGAUUCGGUAUUCUCCACAUCUCUCUGGGGUGGAAUGUUGGUGCCCAUCGGUGACAAGCCAUCCAGUAUUGCUGACAGGUUUUACCUGGGAGGUCCCACAAGCGUCCGAGGAUUUAGCAUGCACAGCAUCGGACCUCAGAGUGAAGGAGACUACCUGGGAGGGGAGGCAUACUGGGCCGGAGGCCUGCACCUCUACACCCCACUGCCCUUCCGGCCAGGCCAGGGUGGCUUUGGAGAGCUUUUCAGAACCCACUUUUUCCUCAAUGCGGGCAACUUGUGCAACCUCAACUAUGGUGAGGGCCCCAAAGCCCACAUCCGGAAGCUGGCUGAAUGCAUCCGCUGGUCCUAUGGAGCUGGCAUUGUCCUCCGGCUUGGCAACAUCGCUCGGUUGGAGCUGAACUACUGUGUUCCUAUGGGCAUGCAGCGGGGUGACAGGGUCUGUGACGGCGUCCAGUUUGGAGCUGGGAUUCGGUUCCUGUAACUUAAGUUACAGCCCCAGGUCAGCUUGGAUAUGCAACGAGAAUCUCCUGGGCCACAGGCCUGUUUGGAGCUGACACAGUUGAGUGCUUCUGGAUCAUAAUCCUUAUGGGAAAUCAGGUUAAUAAAUUUGAAACACUCA
Messenger RNA from Phodopus roborovskii (desert hamster), 1674 nucleotides. RefSeq names its product SAMM50 sorting and assembly machinery component (gene Samm50). NCBI's taxonomy places the organism in Eukaryota, Metazoa, Chordata, Mammalia, Rodentia, Cricetidae. The coding region runs from base 127 to 1536 and encodes 469 amino acids. The record is from RefSeq and is a predicted model, not a curated record. Gene Ontology annotation, cellular component: outer membrane; SAM complex. The transcript is spliced from 15 exons. Gene Ontology annotation, biological process: protein insertion into mitochondrial outer membrane; mitochondrial respiratory chain complex assembly.